GGGGUGCGCGGCGGCUGUAAUGGAGGAUGCGAGCGGGGUACUGAGACAGUGAGGAGACGGGCUUGUAUUUUAAUGGUUCAAGAGGUCUUAGAGCCCGCUCCCGUCUGACGCAGGUGUUUUUUGCAACUGGAGGUUACAGAAUAAAUUUGGGCAUCCUGACUUACAACUAUCUGACCUGAAAGAAUAGUGCUUUAAUGAAGGCUAGUUGAACUUGGCAACAUGCCAGCAGCAACAGUGGAUCACAGCCAAAGAAUCUGUGAGGUCUGGGCUUGUAACCUGGAUGAAGAGAUGAAGAGAAUACGUCAAGUAAUUCGGAAAUUCAACUAUGUUGCAAUGGACACAGAAUUCCCAGGUGUUGUAGCACGGCCGAUUGGAGAAUUCAGAAGCAAUGCAGAUUAUCAGUACCAGCUGUUGCGCUGUAAUGUGGAUUUGCUGAAGAUUAUACAGUUGGGGUUGACAUUUGUAAAUGAACAGGGCGAGUACCCUCCAGGCACCUCCACAUGGCAAUUUAACUUUAAGUUUAAUCUUACGGAGGACAUGUAUGCUCAAGACUCAAUAGAGCUUCUUACGACUUCUGGUAUCCAGUUUAAAAAACAUGAGGAGGAAGGAAUUGAUACAAUGUAUUUUGCAGAAGUUCUCAUGACAUCUGGUGUAGUAUUAUGUGAAGGUGUCAAAUGGCUUUCAUUCCACAGUGGGUAUGACUUUGGCUACUUGAUCAAAAUACUCACCAAUUCAAACCUACCUGAAGAAGAACCAGACUUCUUUGAGAUCUUAAGGUUGUUCUUUCCUGUAAUUUAUGAUGUGAAAUACCUCAUGAAAAGCUGCAAAAAUCUCAAGGGUGGUUUACAGGAAGUAGCUGAACAAUUGGAGUUGGAGCGAAUUGGGCCACAGCAUCAAGCAGGUUCAGAUUCACUCUUAACAGGAAUGGCCUUCUUCAAAAUGCGAGAGAUGUUCUUUGAGGAUCACAUUGAUGAUGCCAAAUAUUGUGGCCAUCUGUAUGGUCUUGGCUCCGGCUCAUCAUAUGUUCAGAAUGGCACAGGGAAUGCAUAUGAAGAAGAAGCUAAUAAACAGCAGCCUUGACCUGAAAUGGGGAGAUUAAUUUUUUGGGCCACAUAUACUGGAUCUGAUUUUUUUUAUCUUGUGUCUGAGUUUCUCAGACUUACAGAUUUUCUUCUUUUCCCUGUUCUUUCAGUUCACUAGUUUUGUGCCAACAUCUUGGGCAUUUUGGCCUUGGUAAAGAAACUCAUUGUAGGUAUAAUUCACCCAGCUGUUUAUAGUAUGGAUUUUUUUUCACAAAUUGCUUGAAGAAGUGGGAAAAUAGCCACCUGAAUGAAUUUUCAGUUAUUUUCCUCUCUUCUUUCUGAAAGCAUAUAAAAUGUAUCAUCUGGUUAUUUGUCGCUCCAAUCUAAUAUGUGGCACUUAAAAUAAAAGAUAACAGGAAUUUUAGCUAUUCAGGAUUGUGGACCAUCAAAUUUGCACUUUAGAGAGUGACUGGUUCCUCUAUUUUAUGGGAAUUUUGCUGCUUGUUCUCACAAAUGAGAUAAAGCUCAGAAACUUGAACUAAUUCACACCAUUAAGUUACUGUUUGUGGAUUUUCUGUGCCUGCUGGCUUAGUGUGACAGCGUCUCCACUACUGGUUUGUGGUAACAAAAAAUUUUACUGAAGCUCUUGUAUUUGCUGCAGUCAAAAACAAAAUCUGUAAGUGUUGCCUUACAUUUUUUCCUUUUAUCAUCUUUUUUUCUUCUGGGACUGUUACCCAUACACAGUCUGGCAUAUCAGAAGUGCAGCUAGCUGAAACAAAACCAGCAUCUUACACCCAUUGUGCUAAAACUACUACAUCUGUUUGUACAUUCUGAUUGCAUUGUUGUAAUAAAAUAAAACUUGAAUCAGUUUAAUUUUAGUUUCUAAAAAAACAAAAUUUAUACGUAUCACAACUUGGCACUGUUAUUUGUGUCAGAUUAUGUACAUGAUGUGAUGUUGUUUAUGGCUGAACUGCCUUUUUCCAACAGAAGAAUGUUUUGAGAUUUUUUUUAAGAUCUACUUUAUUACAAAAACUAUUUUCUUCCUCAGUGGCAGCCAUAAUUACAACAGUGCAGAAACAUUUCAGUUCCACCAAAGCUAGGCUUCCUCCAAAGUUAUUGCAGAAAAAAAGCACUAUCAAGCAUGCAUGAAAUUUUUAACUUCAAGGUUUUCUCUGACCAGUUCCAAUUUUGUAACAGUACAGCAAUUUUAGCCAGUGUUUUUAUGUUUAGAUAGCCUUUCUUCCAACCAAAUGGAGGACUGGGCUUCAACUCCUCAUUUUGCUAAUGGUUGCAUUAUUUCUGUGGAUCAGUUGGUGGCAGGAAACAUACAUUAUUAAGAAGACGGGGUUAUCCCAGAAUGAUUACCAUACCUAGUGGUGUAGUUGGGAAAUGGUAAAAACCUUUUUUGUAAUUUGGGUUGCUAGACUACAGGGGUUCAAGCCUCAGUGGAGAGAGAGAGACAGUUGUUUCUCUACCAGUAUGGUGCAAGGAAAGACACAAUUGUAAAACAUUGAUAGUCAUUCUACGUUAGGGCUUUCAAAGCAUGUUACCACUCAACCAGAAUUAAUAACAGUUCAACACUUCAGUAUUUGUUUUAUUUACCAUUUUACUUUUAUAUGAAAAAGCUUUUUUUUAAAAGAAAAACUUUGAAAGGGCAUACUGUCUUUUUGCAGUAUUGCAAUUCCAUAAGUAGCAUUGCAUAGGUAUAUCAGUUGAGAGUGAUGCUGGUUUUGAUGCAGCAUGACUUGCUAUGCAACACCUUUAGUACAUUAUAUAAGAGCUGUAAAUGCCAUGUAAUAUAUUAUUCAGUCUUAUGCAUUGUAUCUGCAUGCCUCGAGCAGCUGUGGAGGAAGGCCUUUACUGAAUAGUUGGUACUUAUCCGGAACCAUCAAUUGCAUAUUUCAAAAUUCAAUUAUUAGAUUUCAGAGCUUGGGAAAAGGUCAAAAUCUCCCAACGAGUGUGACUACAAUGUAAUUGUGUUCUGUUCUUUCAUUAUGUUACAGAACUGUAACUUAAUGGACCUUUUUUAAAAGCAAUUAUGUGGAAAAACAAGGUAUUAUUUGUUUUUAAACCUUUUUGUAAAUAAAGGCUUCAGAUUUGUUUCUUA
Molecule: messenger RNA, 3129 nt
Organism: Hypanus sabinus (Atlantic stingray)
Lineage: Eukaryota; Metazoa; Chordata; Chondrichthyes; Myliobatiformes; Dasyatidae
Product: CCR4-NOT transcription complex subunit 7
Exons: 7
Coding region: 220-1080 (286 amino acids)
Cellular component (GO): CCR4-NOT complex; P-body; CCR4-NOT core complex
Molecular function (GO): poly(A)-specific ribonuclease activity; nucleic acid binding
Source: RefSeq, a predicted model, not a curated record